AUGGCGGGCCGUGAUGAAGAGUUCCAGCUCUUCGACCAGUGCAAAGUCUGUAUAAUUUGCUCCAAAGACCUCAGCCCUGAUACGGCUCAUCAGCUCGCGUCAACGUUCGAGGCGCAUGGCGGGGAGACCGUGAUCUACGAGCCGCCAGCAGACUUCCCACCCCUUACAGAAGGAUUCACGCAUCUGAUAUCGAAUACUGUGGAUUUUCCUGCAUUUGAUGCUGCUAAUGACGCUCUCAUUCCUGUAGUCAAACCGCAAUGGGUGCAGGCGUCUCUAACGAAGAAAAAGUUGGCCAAUCCCCGACAGUACAACCCCGAUCCUAGGCUAUUCCUGAACGAUGUUGUCGUUAUGUGCGGUGAUAUUCCAGAAGGCGAUAAGGAUGCGAUUAUUGGCGGCGUUUUGGCCAAAGGCGGUCUCUACAGUCCCAGGGUGUCGAAUAUGGUCACUCACUUGGUCGAUCUGACGGUGGAUUCCGAUAAGGCGCGAAUGGUCACUUCUAGAAAGCUGAACAUCAAGAUUGUGCUUCCUCACUGGUUCGAUGACUGCCUCAAACUAGGAAGGAGAAUCGACGAGCGCCCAUAUACUCUUCCAGAUCCUGAAAUCCUCCGCGCAGGUACAGACGCACCGAUUCGAUCAUCGGAAAAUCGUGAUAUCAUUGGCGCCUCGACGCUUGAGCCGACCAACCUACCAGCGUCUAUCGUCACUGCUCAUCCACGGCCAAACCUCGAUGUAUUCCAAGGGAAAAAGAUCAUGCUUUCCGCAGAUCUUGGGAUCGGCAUACAUCUAACUAACACGAUUGUCGAGGUGAUUAGGGACGCUGGCGGCCGUGUGACAUCGGACGUCUCCGAAGCAGAUAUCUACAUCUGCCGUUACAGAUCUGGAUUUGGUUAUCGCUUGGCGUCAAGGUUGAAUAAGGACGUCGGAAACCUAUCAUGGCUCUACCAUAUGAUCACCUACAAUGCAUGGACCUCGCCGCUACGACGGAUGUUACACUACCCCAUCUCGCGUGUAGGAAUACCCGGAUUCGAAGGCCUCAAAAUCAGUCUGUCAAAUUAUGUGGGCGAAGCGAGAAUCUACCUGGAGAAUUUGAUCGCAGCGGCAGGCGCAGAGUGUACCAAGACCCUGAAGCAGGAAAACACGCACCUAGUAACCGCCCAUGGCAACAGCGAGAAAUGCGCUGCUGCGAAAGAAUGGGGAUUGCACGUUGUGAAUCACCUCUGGUUGGAGGAAAGCUAUGCUAAAUGGAAGAUGCAACCGGUAUCUGAUCCUCGCUAUACUCACUUUCCUAAGCGGACAAAUCUAGGCGAGGUUGUUGGCCAGACACGCCUGGACAGAUCUGUGCUAGAGAGCCACUUCUUUUCUUCUUUGGAGAACACAACUCAAUCAUCAGACAGCCCUCGGCGAGCAAUGCAGACCAAAGACCAGAAUGCUGAUGCCGGAAAGACAUCAAGUGCUAUGCAGCCACCUACGCCCAAGGCCGUCGAUGCUGCGACUACGACACCGCGAGCAGCUGACAAGUCACGUAAAAUUUCAGACAACAAGAAGCCCCAGACGCCCGCACGUGCUCGGUUGGAGUCGGAGGGCAAAGAGAACGACACACCAUCUUCAACAAGCAGUCGCAAGUCAAAGGAAACGGCUUUCAAUCGACUGCAGGAACUCGCACCAGAUAUCGCCUUGUACGAGAAGGAGAAGAAACGAGUCGGAGGUGUGAUCUAUGGCGGGCGAAGAAAGAGCGACGAGGACAGAGUGGUACUAAACAACGCCAAGAAACGCAGAUCAGUAGAACCGCAGGAAGAAAGCGACGAAGACAAUGCGACGGAGGCGAAGAGACAGAAGAAGUCGAAACCUCCUAUUGCCAUGCACCUCCUUAUUACUGGGUAUCAGAAGUGGGUGGGCAAUUUGAAGAAAGAGGAUGCAGACAAGCGCCAACUUCGCGACCUUGGAAUCAUGGUUGUGCAAGAUGCACGAAGAUGCACACAUCUCGCCGCGCCGUCUAUACUGAGAACUCCCAAAUUCGUCAAUGCGCUGGCAUACGGUCCUGCGAUAGUGAAUAUCGAUUUCAUCACAGAGUGCCUCAAGAAGAAUGAGCUUCUGAACCCUGACGACUUCCCCUUGGUGGACAAAACCGCCGAAAAGAGGUUCGGCUUCUCUCUAGAAAAAGCGAGGGCCAAGGCGAAGAAGAACAAGAACAAGCUCCUGCAGGGCUAUCAAAUCUACUGUGUUGAGUCCAUCCGUGGAGGAUUUGAAGCGUUCAAGUCGAUUGUGGACGUCAAUGGAGGGACCUGCACCCUUUUCCGCGGAAGGGUCUCCUACCAUUCGCAGCGGGAAGAGAGCGAAGACGAUAGCUCAGGGGAGGAUGACCUGAGCCGCAAAGAGGUCUACCUUCUUAGCAGUGUAUCGCCCGAACAUCAGAAGCUCUGGCCACGAUUUUCACAGUUGGCACAGAGUAUGAGCAAGACACCACGAAUCGUGCGCGUCGACUGGCUUCUGGACAUUGCCAUGUCCCAGGAGCUGCGUACGGCUGAGGGAUACGAACUGAAGGAAGAUAUGGUUGACCAGGGCGACCACUAG
Molecule: messenger RNA, 2571 nt
Organism: Aspergillus lentulus
Lineage: Eukaryota; Fungi; Ascomycota; Eurotiomycetes; Eurotiales; Aspergillaceae
Product: BRCT domain-containing protein
Biological process (GO): DNA double-strand break attachment to nuclear envelope; double-strand break repair
Cellular component (GO): Cul8-RING ubiquitin ligase complex; nucleus
Source: RefSeq, a predicted model, not a curated record